Molecule: messenger RNA, 1587 nt
Organism: Anthonomus grandis grandis
Lineage: Eukaryota; Metazoa; Arthropoda; Insecta; Coleoptera; Curculionidae
Exons: 5
Coding region: 137-1228 (363 amino acids)
Cellular component (GO): proton-transporting V-type ATPase complex
Source: RefSeq, a predicted model, not a curated record
CUACAACUGUCAACCCCAUCAACUGACGUCUAUAAACACCCCCAACAUCAAUAUUGAUUUUUCUUAUUAAGUUCGCGCGCAUCAGAUUUUCCGACACUUCCCAUUUCCACCAGACGUAAUAUAAAGGAGCAACAGAAUGCAUAUCACGAGAAUAGUUUUUUGUACAAUUUUAAAGUUUUACAUAACGAACGCGGCUAUUUUGGUAUGGAGUAAUAAAGAGGUGCGGAUAUCGCCCCUUUUGCCGUUCGACGAUGAGGACUUGGAGGCGCUAGUGAAAAAACUGGACGUUAAAAAAGUGUUUUUGUUCAAAGUGGAAUUGAAAAGCCGGAAUGCGGUUAUUCCGAGAAAUCUAAAAGAGGUCUUGGAAGGGUUUCAUUCGUCGUUUAAUCCUAAUGGAAAUAUUGGAACGGCAAAAGCCGUUGUAUUUUCAGAAUUAACAAUAUCAGAAGAUUGUAAUGGUAUAGACACAACAAAAAUUAAAAAAGUGACAGGCCCACUAAAUAACUCGACAGAUUUCUUAUGUGUCCUUGAUGUGACGUACCCAAGAAGAAAACGACGCGAAACUGAAAAUAAACAGGAGGGUAAGGUUGAGAGUUUAAAGACACAUGAAUCCAGUAAAGUUCCAGUCAUAUACAUUGGAGAAACUAGAGAAAAUAACCAGUAUGCCAUCUUAUACUCUUCGAGACCUUUAAAAUUAGAAGUUGAGAACUUUACACUUUAUCUUGGAAAUAUUGCCAAUAGCAUGAUAACUGUUGACAAGCGCCUUAAUAUUCCCGUUCCUUUAGAUGAGGAUGGUAACAAAGUUACUAUGAGAUUCGAUAUUUUAUGGAAAAACAGAUACUGGUACAUUCAAACCGUCAAGAUUCAACUUAUAAUUGGUGGCAAAACUGAUAUUCCCAAAUAUAAUUUGACGACCACUGAGAACAUAAUGGCACCAGCGCAUUUUUCUUAUCACUGCAGUGGAAAAACGGUAUUUUCAGACAAGGCCAGCGGGACGAAUUUGACCAUUUUCGACUUACAAGUGCAACUUGAUGCGAAAAAGAAGAGAUUUGGUGAUGCUAAUGAUUGCGUUCCUUUUACCACCGCUCCUAUAUGGAGUGGAUUAUUUGUUACUACGAUUUUAGGUUUAGGUUUGAUAGUAGCACUAACAGCGCUAAUGGACAUAAAAACCAUGGAUAAAUUCGACAAUCAAGCAACUAAGAACCUGGGAAUAACCGUUAUGGAUUAAACAGAUUCUGAUGGAAAAUAGAGCUUUACUGUAAAUACCUACUUAUAAUUUUUCAAAGUUAUCCGCUCCUACAGUUCUUUAAUAUAGGAAAUAGUUCUAAUUCUAUUUUUCUAUUAUAUUAAAACUAUGUUUCGCAAAAUGCCAAAAUGCAUAACAUAUCAAUGCCAACUACUAAUAUACGCAUAUAAAGGAAUUAAUAAAACACUGUGCAUAAUAUUAUAUAAGCAUUGGGAGCAAUACAAGUUAUUACAAUUUUUUUCAAGAAAUUUUAAAGCUUAUAUAAACUAUAUCCCUUCGUAUUAUUUUAACGUCUUUAGAAUAAUGUGAUAAUUCUUUGAAAAAAUAAAAUGUUUCCCCUU